AUGGCUGUCUUGUCCAUACUCCUUUCUCUUCUCUUAACAACCACUCUCUUCUCUCUCUCUCACCAGCAACUUCCUUUGGACUCCUCCGAACAAGAAUCACUCUACCAGAUUCUUCACUCCCUCAACCCCACCAUUCCCUGGCGCACCCUCUUCCCCGACGACCUCUGCCUCUCCGCCCCGCACGGCGUCGUUUGCGACUACCCUACGCAACUCAACCAAACGCCCCACAUCGUCCAACUCAGCUUCGGCUACGUUUCCGACGAAACCCCCAACCCUCCUUGCUCCUCCAAUGCCACCCUCCACUUUCAUCUCUUCAACUCCUUCCCCUACCUCCGCAAACUCUUCUUCUACAACUGCUUCAACCACGCCCCUCUUUCUCUCUCUCCUUCCUUCUCUUUCCCUUCCUCCCUCCAGGAACUUGUUUUCAUCAACAACCCUUCUCUCAUUUCACCUCUGGCUUCUCUGCUUCAAAACCUCACCUCUCUCCGCAGAGUUAUUCUCAUCGGAAACGCUUUUCACGGCCAGCUCCCGUCUCAGAUUGCUGCCUUCCUCAACUUGGAAGAGCUUACUCUAUCCAGAAACAACCUUAGCGGUGAAAUUCCUUCCAGUUUGGGGCUCCUCAAACAGCUCAAAGUUCUCGAUCUCAGUGGAAACAAGUUUGAAGCUUGUUUACCCGACUCGCUUGGGAAUCUCUCUCGGCUUUUGAAGCUUGAUUUGAGCUUCAACGCUUUUGGUUGCAGAAUCCCGGAGAGUUUAAGAGGGUUGCAGAGUUUGGAGUUUUUGGAUUUAAGCUUCAACCGUUUCGACAGUUUCGGCGUGCCUUUGUUCCUGGGGGAGGUCCCAAAGUUGAAGGAAGUGUAUCUGAAUGGGAAUCCUCUCUCCGGGGCGAUUCCGGAAAUAUGGGAAAAUAUGGGGGGUGUUGAAAGAUUGGGGCUUUCGGAGAUGGGUCUGGUGGGUAGCAUCCCUGUUUCAAUGGGUGUAUAUUUGAAAAAUUUGUCUUAUCUCGGGCUUGAUAACAAUAAGCUUGACGGGCCUGUGCCUUUUGGGCUUUUGGAGUAUGGUGGUGAGAUAAACUUGGAGAACAACAAUUUGAGUGGGAGAGUGAGAUUGUCAACAAGAGUAGGACAAAAGCUGAAGCUGAAGGUUGGAGGGAACAGAGGGCUAUGUUUGGAGAAUAUAAUGGGGUGUGAAAGUGGUGGUGAUGGAUUGGGUCAACUCAAACCCUGCAAGAAAACUGAUGUCCCUGAUGCUGUCGUUUUCAGUGGGGCUUCUUUUCUGCUGUGCUUUGAUUCCCUUUCCUUGUUGGUUGGUCUUGCUACUUUAGCUGCUGGGGUGCUUGUCUUCACGGGAUUUUGA
Messenger RNA from Vigna angularis (adzuki bean), 1356 nucleotides. Its product is annotated as piriformospora indica-insensitive protein 2. Lineage: Eukaryota; Viridiplantae; Streptophyta; Magnoliopsida; Fabales; Fabaceae. Gene Ontology annotation, molecular function: protein binding. The coding region runs from base 1 to 1356 and encodes 451 amino acids. The record is from RefSeq and is a predicted model, not a curated record. The transcript has a single exon.